AUGACUAACUUACCAGCCAUGGGCAUAGCAAUUCUCGCCUUGGGAGUGGCCCUUCUUCCGCAUCGAGCUACACCGAAUGCAACUCUAGAUAUGAACCUCCAAGGCUCAGAUCAAGCUUCUUUAGACACCAAAAUACGGGCCUUCCUCGCACCCAGCUCUUCCACAAAGGAGUUUGGGAGCUUAACCGCAUUGGAUGAGAUAAAAGGCUCCAGCAUGAGUGACCUCGCAGAGCUUUUGCCGAUGCUGAAAUCAAAAACUGCAAAGAAUGGCAAUCAAUUGCCGAAACUAUCCAUAAUAACAAAUCAGUAUAGUAGUGUAUCGACUGCUGGCAACUUUAACCGGUACCACAGGUUCAUCAUGAUUUGCCGAGCAUACUACGGGUCGAGACCAUCGACUAACACACUCAGAAUGGAGUGCAUCGAAGCCAAAGAAAGCAUAGAACGGGGCUGA
Aspergillus ruber CBS 135680 is the source of this 450-nucleotide messenger RNA. RefSeq lists its product as uncharacterized. The transcript has a single exon. Lineage: Eukaryota; Fungi; Ascomycota; Eurotiomycetes; Eurotiales; Aspergillaceae. The record is from RefSeq and is a predicted model, not a curated record. Bases 1 to 450 code for a protein of 149 amino acids.